GAGUGUCACUUCCUCUCUGUGCCCAUGUGAGGAUAGUCUGAUCGUGGAAAAAAAGUCUGUCGCCACGCUUGCUGUUGUGUGAUAUAGGUAUUAUAAAGAAUUAGAAAAUGAGCACUGGAGAUUUUGAAAAAGACUUGCAGUUGGGUAUGGAGUCCGAAGACGACGACAGCGAAUUAUCAGAUGACGAGCUUCAAGAAGCUUUUGACAAAGGACUGCUGAAACCAGGGUUAAAUGUUGUUCAAGACGAACCUAAGAAAGCUGUGAACAAUGUGGAGGGACUUAAGCAAUGCUUGGCCGACUUUCGAAAAAGUCUUCCUUGGGCGGAAAGGUUGGAUUUGACCAAUAAACCUGCAGCUGACAUUGUAGCACAGGCAGAAGGCAAGAUGACCCCACAAGAUAGUGGGGAGAUAAAUGCAGAGGAUGACUUCCAGAGGGAGAUGCACUUCUACCGCCAGGCACAAGCGAGUGUCCAUGACGCGUUGCCGCGGUUACACAAGUUGAAGAUACCUACCAAACGGCCAGACGAUUACUUCGCUGAAAUGGCCAAAACAGAUCAACACAUGCAGAAGAUUAGACAAAAGCUUAUAAUGAAGCAGGCAGCUAUGGAGAAGUCAGAGAAGGCCAAGAAACUGAGAGAACAGAGGAAGUUUGGCAAGAAGGUUCAAACUGAAGUUAUACAGAAGAGACAGAAGGAGAAGAAAGCAAUGAUGUCUGCUGUUAAAAAAUACCAAAAAGGAAUGACAGACAAGCUUGACUUUCUGGAUGGAGAUCAAGAAAAAGGAAAGAGAGGAGUGAACAAGGCAGCAAUGAAUAAAAAAGUCCCCGGUGCUAAGAGGAAAUACAAGGAUCAGAAGUUUGGCUUUGGUGGAAAGAAACGUGGCUCCAAAUGGAAUACCAAAGAGAGUCACGAUGAUGUGUCAGGAUUCCGAGCCAAAGUGGCUCAUGGAAAAGGAGGGAAGCAAAAACCCAAUAAGAGACCAGGCAAAAAUGCCCGAAGAAAAAUGAAGAACCGUUCUUGACAAGUAUGAAUGUAGACUAUAGUUUUUUAGCAUUGCUGAUUCCAGCAACAUCCAUACCCAUUGUCUGGCAUGUAAGGCUGUUCUUAAAACUGAAAUGACUGCAUUUCCCCCUUCAUAUGAUCACUCUACAUACCAGCAUAUCUUGGGUUUCCUUUUGCAGUUUCUGCCGACAUUUUCAGUGAUUCUUUUAAGAAUUGGAAUGUCAGGGUGUUUCCUGGUGUUGUAUUAGUUUUUUGCAUUUGUUCAAGAGGUGAAGUAAUGUGUCAUUUUCUGGAGACACAUUGAUACAUGUGUUUUGCUAACGUUUCCUGAAUAAGCAGCAAAGGAGAGAAGUGUGUUAAUUACUGUACAUACUGUAAUUUACUGCUGUUAGCAGGCCUGUAGAUUUAUCAGAACUGCUUUCUGCAAUGUUUUUUGUAAACCAAAUCACAAUCAAAAAUGUUUCUGAACAAGUUUUAAGCAUGCGCAUUAUUGUAUAA
Messenger RNA from Scleropages formosus (Asian bonytongue), 1498 nucleotides. RefSeq names its product EBNA1 binding protein 2 (gene ebna1bp2). Gene Ontology annotation, biological process: ribosomal large subunit biogenesis; rRNA processing. Bases 108 to 1019 code for a protein of 303 amino acids. NCBI's taxonomy places the organism in Eukaryota, Metazoa, Chordata, Actinopteri, Osteoglossiformes, Osteoglossidae. The transcript is spliced from 9 exons. Gene Ontology annotation, cellular component: nucleolus; nuclear periphery; preribosome, large subunit precursor. The record is from RefSeq and is a predicted model, not a curated record.